Molecule: messenger RNA, 2197 nt
Organism: Magallana angulata
Lineage: Eukaryota; Metazoa; Mollusca; Bivalvia; Ostreida; Ostreidae
Exons: 5
Coding region: 282-1037 (251 amino acids)
Source: RefSeq, a predicted model, not a curated record
UUUCUUCCGGUCUGAGACAAGGUAAAAUCAAAAUAGUACGGAAACUCCCGAAUUGUUACGACGAAACAAAAAAAAAAUCUCGACUGCUCCGACAGCAAAUAGGAUAUACCACUGUCUGUGAUUUGCGCAGUUUUACAGGUAUAUUUCAACAUACGUACCCGGGUUGACUGUGAUAAAGCGCAGUGUGUCGUGACCAGCGAUUUCGAAAUUUUUAUCUGUUUGUGUACAUUCUCAAACUCGCUAUAUUGAUCAGCUGUUGACCACAUAACACACAUUUCAGGAUGAAAUGGUGGACAUUUAUUGUGGUCCUUGCGAUAGCAAUUUCAUUGGUCAGUGCUCGUGGGGGCCGAGGUGGUGGAGGUCGUUUUUCCGGCAGGGGUCGCUACAGUAGCUCAAGUAGAUCGACGUCAUACCGUUCCUCCUUCAGCGGUAACCGUCUCUCUAGUUCCAGCAGUAUCCGCUCCGCCCUGCUGCUAGGGACAGUCUAUGGAGCCUCGCGGUAUCGAUCCAGAGCCAGAUACAUCGCCGAUGGCACACUGCCAGAGGUAUGCUACAACGACAGUUACAACAGGAGUGCUAAUGGCACCGUAUCGUACCAAGGCCGGUUCUUUUGUCCACUUGAUGAGAACAUGUCCGAGGACUAUCGGUAUUGUUGUGGAGAAGAGGGACAACAGUACUGUUGUACAUUCUGGGACAAACCUGGUCAUAUUGUGGGUGUGGUAUUUGGAAUAAUAGCCGGCGUUGUAGCAUUGUUCGUCGUUGUUUUCUGCGUAAUUAAAUACAUGAAGACGACAAAAUCAAGAAAUCACAACCGUCCCUAUACAUCCAACAUAUCCAACACAUCGAAUGGGCAUGCCAGUUAUCCACCAGCCUACGCACCGCCUACCUAUGAAAUGUCUUGUGUGGAUUCCAAUGGGAAAACUCCAUACCCAACCAGUGAUAUGAUGGGGUACUCUAAUCCUUCCUACCCACCCACAGCGAAUGCACCCUACCCAACAAAGGACGACACAGGGGGUCAACAUCCUUGGAAAAUAUAGUACUUACAGAUAUUGUUUUAAAAAAAAGUCUCAAUGGCUUACUUUUUUGAGAGAGAGAGAGAGAGAGAGAGAGAGAGAGAGAGAGAGAGAGAGAGAGAGAGAGAGAAAUGAACCAAAACACUGUACAUUAGAUUUUCUCAGUUUUUCAAAUGAUUUUUUAAUUUCUGUAUCAUCAGUAUUUUCGUCUAUAAUUAUGCCAAUGCGAAGGUGGCAUUUUGCAAGAGUCUUUGCUGUACAUAAUGUUUGUAUCGAUAUGAUAGCUCAUUGCUUAAAGAGUUUAUAACAACCUUUGUUGUAAAGGUACAUGUAUCCCACAUGUCAGGUGAGAUUAACCUUUAAAAAAUUCCAACAAGAAAAUAAUUUUUCCCACAGUAGAAGCAAUUUUCCGAUAGGAUAUUUAAAAUUUCCUACCGGAAUAAAAGAACCUCUUGUAGGACCUUUAGUAUCAAUAAGAUUUGAACAAAAUCCCCAUAGGAUUUUAAAAUCCAAUCGAAAAUCUCAAUUUCCUACAGGAAAACUACCUGUCUAAUUUCAAUUUCUGUGCAUGGGAAAUACAUAGGAUUUAAGAAAUUCUUAGGAUUUAUCAAUAUUUCAUGUAGGAAAAUUAUUUCUCCAAUGGGAAAUAUUAAUUUCCAAUGGGAUAUUAGUUUUUAAAGGUAAAUAUCUUGCCUGUCAGGUGAGACACACUAUAAAAACAAAAGUGGUUAUUUACUCUCUAAGACAAUAGUCUAGUAUCAUUUAGUUGAUAUCAAUUUAUACGAAACUGCAUUUUGAGCGAGUGCAAAAAUGCCACCUUGGCGCUGACAUAAUUAUCGGGCACAGUGGUCUAUGUUAUACCAACAAAUAUCUCCUCAUCACAAUGAUAUUAUAUCUAUUUUUAGACAAAAAUCUUCCAUUAAUUAUUAUAAUACAUGUACAUGUUUAUGUCCAUCACAACAAUGGUGCCAUAUGUUUGUACAAAAUGUUGUGCUUUUUCUAUGUUUCAUAUUUAUCUGGAAGGGUAUUUUUUCUGUGAAAAAAACCCUCACCACCUUUGUGAUAGUACAAACCUUUUUUUAUACGUUCAUCAUGUUUAAUGAGAAUACAAUUCACCUUUUUAAUUCAAGUUUUCAUAUAGCUUAUAUACAUGUAUAGGAGUUUACAAUAAAUAAUGAAAUAUU